Molecule: messenger RNA, 543 nt
Organism: Oxyura jamaicensis (ruddy duck)
Lineage: Eukaryota; Metazoa; Chordata; Aves; Anseriformes; Anatidae
Product: 3-hydroxyacyl-CoA dehydrogenase type-2-like
Exons: 2
Biological process (GO): fatty acid metabolic process; androgen metabolic process; estrogen metabolic process
Cellular component (GO): mitochondrion
Molecular function (GO): estradiol 17-beta-dehydrogenase [NAD(P)+] activity
Source: RefSeq, a predicted model, not a curated record
GGGGGGUCGGGGGGGGGUCGGACACCCCAUAAUUGCCCCCAUUUCCCCCCCGCAGGUGGGGCAGGCGGCCUACUCGGCCUCCAAGGGCGGCAUCGUGGGCAUGACGCUGCCCAUCGCCCGCGACCUCGCGCCCCUGGGGAUCCGCGUGGUCACCAUCGCCCCAGGGUUGUUCUCCACCCCUCUGCUGGCCGGUUUGCCCGAGCGGGUGCGGAGCUUUUUGGGGCAGCAGGUGCCCUUCCCCUCCCGCCUGGGGCACCCCGGGGAAUUCGCCCACCUGGUGCAGGCGCUGGCCGAGAACCCGAUGAUCAACGGGGAGGUGGUGAGGCUGGACGGGGCCCUGCGCAUGCAGCCCUGAAGGCCCCCCCCCCCCAAAAAAAAAUUGGGGGCCCCCCCCGGAAAAUUGGGGAUCCCCCCCGGAACUUUGGGGAUCCCCCCUUGGAACUUUGGGGAUCCCUCCUUGGAACUUUGGGGACCCCCCUUGGAACUUGGGGGAUCCCCCUGGAAAUUGGGGACCCCCCUGGAGAAUUGGGGGCUCCCCCUGAA